AUGUUGGGGGGCGACUUCCAGGGAGAACCCCCCCUCUGCCCCGGUAACGGCCAAAGAGGAGAUGGCGCCAGUCUGGGAGCGUCCGUGGCCGACACAGUGAGGAGGCGCGAAGGCAGAGGGCCAGCCCCCCGGAGAGACGGCUCAGGACGAGGGCCGGCGCGGUGGGCCAAGCCCACCCUGCAGCUCGUGUACCAGGCGGUGCAGGCGCUCUACCACCACCCGUACCCCAGCGGCAAGGAGCGUGCCUCGUUUUGGCUGGGGGAGCUGCAGCGUUCGGUUCACACAUGGGAGAUUUCAGACCAGUUGUUACAGAUACGUCAGGAUGUGGAAUCAUGCUAUUUUGCUGCACAGACCAUGAAAAUGAAGAUUCAGACCUCAUUUUAUGAGCUCCCCACAGACUCUCAUGCCUCUUUACGGGACUCAUUAUUAACUCAUAUCCAGAACUUGAAAGACUUGUCACCUGUCAUUGUAACACAGCUGGCUUUAGCAAUAGCAGACCUUACCCUACAGAUGCCUUCCUGGAAAAAUAUAGCAAUAUAUAUAGCAAUAGUGGAAAAAUAUAGCAAUGAUGUAACUUCUCUGCCUUUUCUGCUGGAGAUCCUUACAGUAUUACCUGAAGAAGUACAUAGCCGUUCCUUACAUAUUGGGGCUAAUUGGCAUAUGGAAAUUAUAGAAGAUUUGGCCUUCUACUCUAGUACAGUAGUAUCUCUAUUGAUGACCUGUGUAGAAAAAGCAGGAACGGAUGAGAAAAUGCUUAUGAAGGUCUUCCGCUGUUUGGGAAGUUGGUUUAAUUUAGGAGUUUUAGACAGUAACUUUAUGGCUAAUAAUAAGUUACUAGCACUCCUUUUUGAAGUUUUGCAACAGGAUAAAACCUCAUCCAACCUUCAUGAAGCUGCUUCAGAUUGUGUAUGCUCAGCUCUCUAUGCGAUUGAGAACGUGGAAACUAAUUUGCCAUUAGCCAUGCAACUUUUUCAAGGAGUUCUGACAUUGGAGACCGCCUAUUACAUGGCUGUGGCACGUGAAGAUUUAGACAAAAUUUUGAAUUACUGUCGUAUUUUCACUGAACUAUGUGAAACUUUUCUUGAGAAAAUUGUUUGUACUCCAGGCCAAGGUCUUGGGGACCUGUGGACCCUAGAACUGCUUCUUAUCUGUGCAGGACAUCCGCAGUAUGAGGUUGUAGAAAUUUCCUUUAACUUUUGGUAUCGACUAGGAGAGCAUUUAUAUAAAACUAAUGAUGAAGUAAUUCAUGGUAUCUUCAAAGCUUACAUUCAGAGGCUGCUUCAUGCCUUGGCUCGAAACUGCCAGCUGGAACCAGACCAUGAGGGGGUUCCUGAAGAGACUGACAACUUUGGGGAGUUUCGGAUGAGGGUAUCAGAACUGGUGAAAGACUUGAUUUUCUUGAUUGGGUCUAUGGAGUGUUUUGCUCAGUUAUAUUCUACUCUGAAAGAAGGCAACCCACCCUGGGAGGUGACAGAAGCGGUUCUCUUUAUCAUGGCUGCUAUAGCAAAGAGUGUUGAUCCGGAGAACAACCCGACCCUUGUGGAGGUCCUGGAAGGUGUGGUCCGGCUGCCUGAGAGCGUGCAUACCGCCGUGCCCUACACCAGCAUUGAGUUGGUCGGAGAGAUGAGUGAAGUGGUCGACCAAAACCCUCAGUUCCUUGACCCUGUGUUGGGCUACUUGAUGAAAGACCUGUGUGAAAAGCCUCUGGCUUCUGUUGCAGCUAAAGCCAUUCACAACUUAUGCUCUGUUUGCCGGGAUCACAUGGCUCAGCACUUUAAUGGACUCUUGGAGAUUGCCCGUUCCCUUGACUCCUUUAUGUUGUCUCCAGAAGCUGCUGUGGGCUUGUUGAAAGGAACAUCACUUGUCCUAGCCAGAUUACCUUUGGAUAAGAUUACUGAAUGCCUUAGUGAACUAUGUUCUGUACAGGUUAUGGCAUUGAAAAAGCUGUUGUCUCAGGAGCCCAGCAACGGCCUGUCAUCAGACCCCACUGUGUUCUUAGAUCGCCUCGCAGUGAUAUUUAGACAUACCAAUCCCAUCGUGGAAAAUGGACAGACUCAUCCAUGCCAAAAAGUCAUACAGGAAAUCUGGCCAGUUUUGUCUGAAACUCUGAAUAAGCAUCGGGCUGAUAAUCGGAUCGUGGAGCAUUGCUGCAGGUGUCUCCGCUUUGCCGUCCACUGUGUCGGCAAAGGCUCUGCUGCCCUCUUGCAGCCGCUCGUUACACAGAUGGUGAAUGUGUACCAUGUACAUCAGCAUUCCUGUUUCCUGUACCUGGGGAGUAUCCUUGUGGAUGUGUAUGGCAUGGAGGAGGGCUGUCGGCAGGGGCUGCUGGACAUGCUCCAGGCACUGUGCAUCCCCACCUUUCAGCUCCUGGAACAGCAGAACAGGCUGCAGAAUCACCCCGACACCGUGGACGACCUGUUCAGGCUAGCCACCAGGUUUAUUCAACGUAGCCCUGUCACCUUACUGAGGAGCCAAGUGGUCAUUCCUAUUUUACAGUGGGCCAUUGCCUAUACCACCCUCGACCACCGGGAUGCCAAUUGUAGUGUCAUGAGAUUCCUACGAGACCUCAUCCACACAGGAGUAGUCAAUGAUCAUGAAGACGACUUUGAAUUACAGAAAGAACUGAUUGGACAAGUGAUGAACCAGCUUGGCCAACAGCUCGUAAGCCAGCUGCUCCACACGUGCUGCUUCUGCCUCCCCCCCUAUACACUACCAGACAUGGCCGAAGUGCUCUGGGAGAUCAUGCAGGUUGACAGACCGACUUUUUGUCGGUGGUUAGAGAAUUCCUUGAAAGGUUUGCCAAAGGAGACGACCGUGGGAGCUGUGACAGUGACACACAAACAGCUUACAGACUUCCACAAGCAAGUCACUAGUGCUGAGGAAUGUAAACAAGUUUGCUGGGCCUUGCGAGACUUCACCAGGCUGUUCCGAUAGCUGCACUCCUGCACUGUGCCUGUCACCCAGGAAUGUCUUUUUUAAUUAGAAGACAGGAAGACGACAAAAACCAGACUGUGUCCCACAAUCAGAAACCUCCGUGUGGCAGAGGGGCCUUCACUGCCACCAGGGCAUCCCGACAAAAAGGGAAAGACUCCAGCCUUCCAGGGCCACCCCAAGGAGUUCCUGUUUGGGGGUGUGAGGGAAAAUCAGCGCUGUCUCAAAAAAGAGGCCUGCAGCCUCAUGGCGCAGGGGGAGGGGAGCUGGUUUCCUGGUGAACUUGUUUCUAAACGGAAAAAA
Sorex fumeus (smoky shrew) is the source of this 3234-nucleotide messenger RNA. RefSeq names its product transportin-3-like. Lineage: Eukaryota; Metazoa; Chordata; Mammalia; Eulipotyphla; Soricidae. Gene Ontology annotation, cellular component: cytoplasm; nuclear membrane. Gene Ontology annotation, biological process: protein import into nucleus. The record is from RefSeq and is a predicted model, not a curated record.